UUCUCUCCUUUUCAAACCCACACUAUUCUUCAUAAUUCACCCGUGCGAAGCUACCGUUUUCCAACAAUUUAGGGUUACAGGACUUCAAAUUCAGCAUCAAUGUCUGCUUUUGGCAUUGGUUCUGCUGCCAAUACGAAUCCAAACAAGUCAACUGAGGUUGUAUCACCUCCUACAGAUGCUGUAUCAAGCCUUUCUUUCAGUCCCAAGGCGAAUUACCUUGUUGCUACUUCAUGGGAUAACCAGGUGAGAUGUUGGGAGAUAACAAAAAGUGGAACUUCUGUUGGUUCUGUGGGAAAGGCAUCAAUAGCACAUGACCAACCGGUUUUAUGUUCAGCUUGGAAGGAUGACGGAACAACAGUCUUCUCUGGAGGAUGUGACAAACAAGUGAAGAUGUGGCCGUUACUUUCUGGUGGCCAACCAGUAACUGUGGCCAUGCAUGAUGCUCCUGUAAAGGAAGUUGCUUGGAUUCCGGAGAUGAACCUUUUGGUAUCGGGAAGCUGGGAUAAGACUUUAAGAUACUGGGACUUGAGACAAUCAAAUCCAGUUCACACUCAGCAACUUCCUGAGCGCUGCUAUGCCCUUACAGUGAGACAUCCCCUGAUGGUUGUUGGCACUGCAGAUAGAAACCUUAUAGUAUUCAACUUGCAGAAUCCUCAGGCUGAGUUUAAGAGAAUCCCCUCCCCCCUAAAGUACCAAACUAGGUGUGUUGCUGCCUUUCCGGAUCAGCAAGGUUUCUUGGUUGGGUCAAUCGAAGGGAGAGUUGGUGUACAUCAUCUUGAUGAACAACAGCAAAGUAAAAACUUCACUUUUAAAUGUCACAGAGAAGGAAAUGAUAUAUACUCAGUCAAUUCUCUUAAUUUUCAUCCCGUUCAUCACACAUUUGCAACUGCUGGAUCUGAUGGUGCUUUUAACUUCUGGGACAAAGACAGCAAACAAAGAUUGAAGGCCAUGUCAAGGUGCAAUCAACCUAUACCUUGCAGUAGCUUCAACUAUGAUGGCUCCGUAUUUGCUUAUGCGGUAUGCUAUGAUUGGGGAAAAGGUGCAGAAAACCAUAAUCCAGCAACAGCUAAGACCUAUAUUUACCUGCACUUACCUCAGGAGUCAGAGGUUAAAGGCAAACCUCGAAUCGGAACCAGUGGAAGGAAGUGAAGAUAUGCCAUUUGCUAUUUUCCCAUAUCUGUUCUUGUACAUGUAAUGAACCGAUUGUGUAGACAAUGAUCUUUGUAAUCCAUGGGAUGCUCGAGUUGUCA
This is a messenger RNA of Cynara cardunculus var. scolymus (artichoke), 1250 nucleotides long. RefSeq names its product protein RAE1. Gene Ontology annotation, cellular component: nuclear pore. Gene Ontology annotation, biological process: transcription-dependent tethering of RNA polymerase II gene DNA at nuclear periphery; RNA export from nucleus. The coding region runs from base 100 to 1149 and encodes 349 amino acids. Gene Ontology annotation, molecular function: ubiquitin binding; RNA binding. The transcript has 11 exons. Lineage: Eukaryota; Viridiplantae; Streptophyta; Magnoliopsida; Asterales; Asteraceae. The record is from RefSeq and is a predicted model, not a curated record.